Molecule: messenger RNA, 4611 nt
Organism: Electrophorus electricus (electric eel)
Lineage: Eukaryota; Metazoa; Chordata; Actinopteri; Gymnotiformes; Gymnotidae
Gene: phactr2
Product: phosphatase and actin regulator 2
Biological process (GO): actin cytoskeleton organization
Molecular function (GO): actin binding
Source: RefSeq, a predicted model, not a curated record
UUAACCACGUUGUUGUCGGGGUUUUUUUCUACAUGACAUCUUACCGUGAAUUUCUCAAAAAGAUUCGCCCUUAUUUAGCUAUCAGGUUGCUGAACAAUGACCAACCCUUUCUAAUGAAAGUUGUGUUUAGUAUCUUUGGUUUUAUUUUGCAUUUACAUUACUAGGUAAUGUGGUAAAACUGUAGCUGUCUGUUUAGCGAGUGUAUGUGGAUGAGUUUACACGUAGGCCGUCCUACACCCCGGCGGAGGAAGAGCACUCAGGCUGCCUGUCCCCAGGCGAUAAGUACUUCUUACGUGUAGCCUAUAAGUGCUGUUCAUAUGGUGCUUUGAACUUUUCUGCGAAGACUGAUUUUUUUAUUCUUUAUAUUUUUACAUCAUGACUACUGAAGACACUUUUCCCGAUCUCAAGACGUUAUCUGCGGCGUGUCCCGGGCACAGGUUUCGGUCUCAGAGCGAUGUCUCCGGUUUCAGAUUAAGGAUUCUGACCAGAUUACGCUCUGCCUGCUCAGUGGAGGGACUGGAGAAAGCUUCUCUAGCCAACUGUGAUGUAGUGGUUGGAGGCUCGCAGGCGUCCCAGCUGAAAGGGAAGGGGAAGCUAUCCUCCCUUGGCAAAAUCUUCAAACCCUGGAAGUGGCGUAAAAAAAGAACCAGUGAUAAGUUCCAGGACCUCUCCAAAGUCUUAGAGCGGAAAAUUUCCACGAGGCAAACCCGCGAAGAGCUCAUCAAGAAGGGGGUUCUUAUUCCAGAUCAAGAGGACCAAGUGAGCACAGAGACUUUGAAUGGACAUGCCGUAUCCAGCGGAGUUACUGAAGAGGUCAGAGUUGACAUCGAGACGGCAGACACCCCCACGGAGGAGAAGGCCAACCUGCGGACAGAUGCUGGUGAUGCAGAAGAGAAGAGAAAAAACGUUCCCAGCCCACAGGGUGGCGAGUCUGGAGCUCAGAGGACCCCUGCACAAAAACAGCUGACUGCAUCCACCAAGUCCCCGAGCGGAGGUACGGGCGGGGUUGCAGGCACGGGCCCCGGGGGCAGGAAGGAAGGCAAGGCAGGUGGUAAAAAGUUGCCAAAGGGCACCAGUAAGCAGGCCUCCGCACCUCCGUCCAAACAAAACACUCGAAACGCAGCCCGUGGGACUGCCAAAUCCUCCAAUCCGAAGAAAACUGCUGGCACAUCAAAGAGUUCAUCCCAUGCCCCUGGACAGGCCUCAGCAAACUGUAUGAAGGACCCCAAAGACAACAUGUCAGAGUUGACUCCGGAUGGCAACAGGCCUGCAAAGAAGACCAGCCGCUCGAGGUCCCCUCAGCCUUUGGCAAAAGUUCCACCUGAGACACAGAGCCCGGUGGUGGCAUGCACUUCCACAAAGGACCAAAGGAAUGGGGCUCCAGCCUGUAGGGCAGAUGAGAAGCCAGCUAAGGAGACGUCUCAGGUUCACAAAGAUCCCGGAAAGGAGUCCAAGUCUUGUGAGGAGCUGGACAGGAGUCAGCCCCCUGUAAACGGGGAAAUGGAGGAGACGUCCUUCACGACAGCCUCCAGCAAAAGUUCCUCAGACAGCCCGGGAGAACUUCGGAGUACAGAGGAGGAGACUGAGGAGAAGAAGAGUGUAGCAAACCGUGACAGACGGGCUGAAGGAAGCACAGACCUGACAAUCAUUCCCGAUGCCAUCAAAGAUGCACAGGCCAAUGAUUCCGACUCAGAUGGGCCUAUACUCUACAGAGACGAGGAAGAGGAGGAUGAAGAGGAUGAGUAUACCUCCAGUUCCCUUGCCAAUAAAAUCCGCCGCAGAGACACACUUGCUAUCAAACUUGGCAACAGGCCCAGCAAGAAGGAGCUGGAGGAGAAGAACAUUCUUCCUCGGACGUCGGAGACGGAGCGACAGGAACUGCGGCAGCAGAUCGGAUGCAAGCUGGUGAGACGGCUGAGUCAGAGGCCCACCACCGAAGAGCUGGAGCAGAGAAACAUUCUGAAACAGAAGAAUGAGGAGGAGGAGCACGAGGCCAAGCAAGAAAUUAAAAGGCGGCUUUCUAGAAAGCUGAGCGUGCGGCCAACGGUCGCCGAGCUGGUGGCACGACGGAUCCUCCGAUUCAACGAGUACGUGGAGGUGACGGAGGCAAAAGACUACGACCGUCGGGCCGACAAACCCUGGACCAGACUCACCCCUGCUGACAAAGCUGCUAUACGAAAGGAGCUUAAUGAGUUCAAAAGCAAAGAGAUGGAAGUUCAUGAAGAAAGUAAACAAUUUACCAGGUUUCAUUUGUGCCCUGGCAGGUUCCACCGCCCCUGAGGCCGUCUCCAUCCCUGGAACGCCACUCGCGCUAGCCUCUCUCUUCCUGUCACUCCGUUACGUCGGCGGCUGUUGGACCGGUGGUGGGUCCGCGUGCGGUGCACCGGCCGUGUCCACACUGGAGCACUGCUGCAGGGCCAGUACGCACUGCAGAGACACACAGAGAGAGGCCUCUGGACUUGAACAAAUGUGAAUACAGACAGGUGCCUUGGUCUGUCCUUUGGUGUUUUUUUGCCCUGUUUUUGUCAUGUUUGCACACACUAAGGAUAAAACCUGAAGGUUUUGUUCUGGUUGUAAUCUACCGUGGCUGUCCAGGACGUUUCACAGCAGUCCUUGGCAUACACAAUAAGGGAUGUACAGCGACUUCUGACACUCCACAGUAGUGUAUCUAAAUUUGCUGAGGCUGUGUGUUUUCUAUGACUGAGUUUUUAAAGCAGUAUUACAGUGUCGACUCCCAUAGUAUCUCACAAUAUCCAUGCAUGUGAAAAGAUAUUUUAAAAAUCAUUCUCACCUGAUUCUUACCUUUACGUUAAAAAGAAGCUGAAGAGGACCUCCAGAAAACUGAGGUGCUGGACGUUUAACCCCUGAACACAGUUUCUCAGCAUUAUUAUUCUGUUCCCAGACUUAUUCGAGAGAAUCCUUAAACUGAAUUUGUUUUGUGCUUUGACAGUUUUUUUCUGUUACAUCCCACAAGCAGUCAUAGAGUAUCUGGUUACGUUGUGAAAUAUCCAGCCAUUCUUCUGGAAAGGACCGGUUGCUGUCAAUGUUUUAACCCUUUUGUUUUCUCUGAUCAUGUUUAUCACCUAUUUAUAGUCGUAUAGUUACAGACUUCAUUGCUUUGACCGUUAGGUGGACUGGACUGACAAUAAUAACUGUAAUGAGAGUGCCGGGAUGGAACUCCCAGACAGUAGCUUUAAAGACAAAACUGGAGAUUGAUAAACACAAUCAGUGUAUUGUUUUUUUUUUUUUUUUAUGAACAGAAAUUGUCAGAUAUACUACAUGCUGGGUUUAAACAUAUGCAGUCAUAUUUUCUUUUUCAUGUUUUUAUUUGUUGCAUGUUGUCUGAAGAAAUGAAACUUCAUCUUUUUAGCUGUGCUCUGGGCCACCUUUUUACCAGUCCGGUAAAAAUAUAUAUUUUUAACAUAAACUGCCAAUGUAAAAAUUGUUUUAUGUUGCAUUGUAAAGUGCUGUGGGAUCAAACUUAUAGCUGAUUUAAUAUGAUGUUUCCACACAUGUACUUGUGUCAAAUGCUGAAAGUAUUUUGUCAUUGCAAACAGGUAUUCUAGAAAAUGUAUAAAUUAUUUUUAAUCAGUUGUUGUACAAAAUAUGCAUAUUAUACAUGUGAAUAUAUCUAGUAUGCUGCCAACCAGACUGUAGUUUGACGUAUUAAAUCAAGGAUACACAAUUCCAGACAUGGAGGGUCCGAGUCCAGCACAGUGAAGUGACUUCCCUGCUCUGAUGAACUGUUGAAGCUGAUAAUUAUUGAAUGAGCUGAAUCAUAUUUGAGUAGGGGAAUCACUUGAAGUAGAUUUGGAUUCGUGAUUUGAAUAUAGGUCACUAGAUAUAAGAACAUUUUAGAAUAUUUAUUUUUAGAAUAGUUUAUCUAUGUUCAGAAUAUGUACAAAGAAGCAAAGUACAGAACAAGAUCAUACAAUUUUGAUUUGACAUGAGCUUGAUCUAAAAAUGUUUCUUAAGAUAAUCUAUGUCAAUGUUCAUAACCUAAAACAAAUGAAGAGAUUUCAACCUUAGUAGAAGCUGUUUUACAUGAACAAACAUCCAGUUUAUCUUCCUUCACUUGCAUGUAUUCCAAAGCUACACUGUAUUCCAAAGCAAUCACAGUGUACUGUUUUGAGUGGUAGUGAUCAGGAUGAUCAUUUGAAAUUAACAGUGAUUUUGUUGUGGUAUGACAGUGCAACAGUGAUUUGUCCGAGAUUUCAUUGGUGUCCCGAAUGAAAAGAUGACCACACAAAUACUUUUAAUGGAUUAAAUACACUAUAUACUCUCUGAUCAGAUGCUUAGUUGUGUACAAAAAAAGUACAAGAUGUGUAUUAUAGAGCAGUUUAAUAGAUCAAACAUGACAUAAAUACAAGCAGUGACUAAAGCUUUUAUUUUGUUCAAUGUAGGACAGUCCUGCUUUACAGUACAUUCGUGUGUGCUGUCGACAGCCAAUAUAUCUGUUGCAUUUAUUAAAUACGGAAAUGAGAAUCUCCCACAGCUAUUACGGUAUUGCCCUGUGCCUCUGCAUCUUUGCAGAUGUGACUCACCCCUCAGGAAAACAUUUUUUAAAUCACCUUAACUGAGUUCCUAAUGAAUAAAAUGUAUUUAAAUAUU